Molecule: messenger RNA, 1152 nt
Organism: Esox lucius (northern pike)
Lineage: Eukaryota; Metazoa; Chordata; Actinopteri; Esociformes; Esocidae
Gene: pts
Product: 6-pyruvoyltetrahydropterin synthase
Exons: 8
Coding region: 298-780 (160 amino acids)
Biological process (GO): tetrahydrobiopterin biosynthetic process
Cellular component (GO): mitochondrion
Molecular function (GO): 6-pyruvoyltetrahydropterin synthase activity
Source: RefSeq, a predicted model, not a curated record
UGUGCUUGUUUUUGGUCAACAGAGGGGGCUGCUCGCUAUUGUAACUUCAGUUACUCUUCUGCUAAUGACUUGCUCACGCUAGUUUUAGAGAAACGUCUGGGGGAAACUCGACAUCUGGUCAUCUUAUUUGAGAGAAGCCCAAAUGUGUGCAACAAUGGGGAAAGAAAUACAGAGACAAAUACACCCUUCUCCAGCAAUCAAUAGAAAGGUUUGUUGACGAAAGGUAGAGGUGAAAAGAGGCAUGCGUUUGGAAACUGAUGACGGCCAGGAGGGAGCUGUCAGCAUGGAGAAGAGAAAAUGAUAUUAUUAAAAAUAAUAUCAGAGUAUUACGGAGAGUGUGACGUUGAUACUCGAAACGAAGUCGUGGAGCGCAUCGGAUACCUAACAAGAGUUCAGAUUUUCAGCGCGUCCCACAGAUUGCACAGCCUGUCGUUGAGUGAUGAAGUAAACAAGAAGAUAUUUGGGAAGUGCAACAAUCCCAACGGCCAUGGACACAACUACAAAGUGGAGGUGACCGUACGGGGAAAGAUCGAUCGUCACACAGGCAUGGUGAUGAACAUUACAGACCUGAAGCAGCACGUUGAGGAUGUUGUCAUGAUCCCUUUGGACCAUAAAAACCUUGAUAAGGACGUCCCCUAUUUUUCUGAUGUUGUCAGCACAACGGAGAAUGUGGCUGUGUAUAUCUGGGACAACAUGGUCAAGAGGCUACCUGCUGAUCUACUCUACGAGGUUAAGAUCCACGAGACUGAUAAGAAUGUUAUUGUAUAUCGAGGAGAAUAGCCAACUGCCGUCAGUGCUUUUUAAUUACAGUAGUCUGAUCAUUACUAGUAAUAUACAGUUUGGUGUUAUGGCGGUGGAUUGUUACAUCUCACACAGGCAUACACUACACACAUUGCUUUUAGAUGUACUUUGUUUUUAGAUGCAUUGUACAGUUUUUGGACUCCUGCGAUGUAUCAAUGUGUCAGUGAUUUGUUCUAUUGUGUUAUCUGUGGACCAUAGAAAGAGUAGCAGCUUUGUCAUUAGGAGCUCAUGAGUAUGCAGAUGUAUAACAGACUAACCUAUUCAAUAAGAGUGUUACUAUUGUGCUCUUUUUGUAGGUGUAAGUGUUGCAAAAACAACUUUGUUAUAAUAAAUGGAAAGUUGGUAUUUAAA